AUGCUUAGCAAUCGGCAACCGAACACGCUUCAUCUCCUAGCUGGCAGCUCGACGACAACGGCAUUAGAUGCUGCUCGCUCAUUGCUGGCAAAUGGUGCCAACGCUUGCGCCAAAGGUGAUGAAGGUUUGACACCUUUGCAUGUGGCUUGUGCUUAUGACUGUUUGGCCAUGGCACAGCUUCUAAUGCACUAUGGCGCAGAUCCACAAGCCGAAGAUGCACAUGGAAGGACACCGUUUAGUAUGGCUACAGGAAAUACGCAGAGGUAA
Molecule: messenger RNA, 267 nt
Organism: Strongylus vulgaris
Lineage: Eukaryota; Metazoa; Nematoda; Chromadorea; Rhabditida; Strongylidae
Source: the annotation of a GenBank genome assembly